This is a messenger RNA of Tachysurus fulvidraco (yellow catfish), 3069 nucleotides long. RefSeq names its product homer protein homolog 1 (gene homer1). Gene Ontology annotation, cellular component: dendrite; postsynaptic density; plasma membrane. The record is from RefSeq and is a predicted model, not a curated record. NCBI's taxonomy places the organism in Eukaryota, Metazoa, Chordata, Actinopteri, Siluriformes, Bagridae. The transcript is spliced from 12 exons. The coding region runs from base 491 to 1624 and encodes 377 amino acids. Gene Ontology annotation, molecular function: G protein-coupled glutamate receptor binding. Gene Ontology annotation, biological process: G protein-coupled glutamate receptor signaling pathway; regulation of store-operated calcium entry.
GACUCAGUCGAAUGAAUCACUAAUAUGCGCUGCUUGGGGUUUUUUCUCCACCGGAGAGCUGUAACCAGGCAACGAGGCGAACACAGGGCACCUCGACAAUAGUGUAAAUGAAUGAAUGAGCAUCCAAAGGUAUAUUUAUUUAUCCUUGUCCACGAUGGACUGCGUGUAAUAACAGUGUGGAUGUGAACACUGGUCAUAUUUAUAGUGGCGUUUGGAGAUAAAGAGGAGUAAAAGGCAGCCGUCGCACACGGGCAUUAAUGCUGGCCUUCUUCAUCUGAUCUCAGAGGGUGGAGUGUUGAGAAUGCACAUUGCGAAAGAGAGCUCGCUUUCUCUCGCCAUCAUGCUCUCACACGUCUGGACGGAUUAGCGGUGAAGAUCAAAAGCCUCUCGGAGUUUUGCGGUGCUUUGCGUGUCAUGUCGGAGUGAAAGACACGCAAACGGACAGCCGACAAACUACAACAACCAGCUGCUUCCAGCUCAGUCUGACACAAUGGGAGAGCAGCCCAUCUUCAGCACCAGAGCCCACGUCUUCCAGAUCGACCCCAACACCAAAAAGAACUGGGUCCCUACCAGCAAGCACGCCGUCACCGUGUCCUACUUCUACGACAGCACUCGCAACGUCUACCGCAUCAUCAGCCUGGACGGAUCCAAGGCCAUCAUCAACAGCACCAUCACCCCCAACAUGACGUUCACUAAGACCUCGCAGAAAUUCGGCCAGUGGGCGGACAGCAGAGCCAACACCGUCUACGGCCUGGGCUUCUCAUCCGAGAGCCACCUGAGCAAAUUCGCAGAAAAAUUUGCAGAGUUUAAGGAAGCUGCACGGUUAGCAAAGGAGAAAUCUCAGGAGAAGAUGGAGCUGACCAGCACGCCCUCACAGCGCAAACUGGCAUCGGUGUCAUCCAAGCACAAACGGGACUUGACUAUUUCCACGAAGAAGGAAUCGGCUACAGGGGACCUGCAAUCACCUUUGACCCCCGAGAGCAUCAACGGGACGGACGACGAGCGGAUCGCACCAGACGCCUCUCAGAACUCGGAGCCGAGAGCCGAGACCAACGCGGUGCCCUUCCCACACAGCAGCUCGACUAACAUGAAUAAGCACUGGGAGGCCGAACUGGCGGCGCUGAAGAGCAACAACGCUAAGCUAACAGCAGCCCUGCUGGAGUCUACAGCCAACGUUAAACAGUGGAAACAGCAGCUAGCUGCUUAUCAAGAGGAGGCAGAGAGACUGCACAAAAGGGUGACAGAACUGGAGUGUGUCAGUGGGCAGACAACAGGGAUCAAAAACCAGAAAACAGAACUGAACCAGACGAUAGAGGAGCUGGAGGCAGCGCUGAAGGCCAAGGAGGAGGAGCUGGAACGACUAAAAGCAGAGGUUGAGAAAGCCAACGAUUUGCAGUCACAGAAAGACACGGCCACUCAGAAACUUCAGGAAACGGAGACCAGGACGACAGAUCUGGAAGCUCAGCUAGCUGAGCUGGAGAAGCGUGUUGAAAGCAGUCAAACGGAACAGGAGACUUUUCGCAAAAACCUGCGUUCGCUUCUCGAGCUGCUCGACGGCAAGAUCUUCGAGCUGACUGAGCUGAGAGACAACCUGGCCAAACUGAUCGAUGGAGGAAGCAGCUAGAGUCUGCAGGAGCACACUGACCUCUGGUGGAGGAAAUACACACACACACACACACACACACACACACACACACACACACACACACUCACAUACACACACACACACUUACACACAUUCAUGCCAGCACAGCAAACUUCAUUAAACAUGCAUGCAAACAGACAGAUGGAUGAAAAUAUACAUGUUCUCACACAGGUGCACUUCCACAACCUGGUGCCUGCACACACACACACACACACACACACACACACACACACACAUUAGGGAGGUUUUGACCUGCUUUUUUAAAAGAACAUUACACAUAUAAAAAGGGCGUCUCCGAUUAUUUUGUACCAUCACACCGGGGAGCUUUUCACACAGAGAUGGCCGUCACUGUGUCUCAGUGAGAUUUUUUUGACCAACAUCCAUGUUUCUAGAUGUUAGAUGUGAGAGUUAUCACUGCCCCUAGUGGUCAAUAAUGGGAACUGCAACAAGUACUAUUAGAGGCCUACUUGGGUGAGAAUCACGCUGCCCCAUGCUCAUGAAGAGCAGCAUUGAUUAGGACCAUUUUAUAUACUCUUGAACUAAAGGAUCUUGAUUUGUAACAAGUAAUCUGAAUUAAAUCUACUCCCUUUAUUCUAUUUUAAGAUAGAUUAAUAAAAGCAUCAUAGAAGAUGGAGAAGAGGAUUGUUUGAGAACACAGUGUCUCCUUUUUCCAGUGACUGAAAUGUGUUGGAGUGCAAUUUUACAAAGCUACACCUCACAGAAGGGGACGCUGGACUGUACGCUAUAUUAAUGCUAUAGAUUAUUGACUCUCCACUUUCUUAAAUUACAGGAUUGCUCUAAAAAUUCACAUUAUAACAUCUCAUAGUGAGGACUGAAACUCACCCUGUACACUACAUCGUAUGUUAUUGUAUUGGCUUUAACUCUAAAGUGUAUUAUUGACUCACUGGAUCGUUGCUGUAACGAAGAUUUCUAAACUCCCAUUUGAGUUCAAGCUGUUUUCCUCCACCACAACUGGACCUGGAAUUUUUUUCUUCAACGGGUGUCUUUAGAAAGUCGAGUGACUAAGUGAGAAUUGUGGAUCACGAUUACACAAUCAGGACACGAACAAAUCGACAAAUAUCUGAAUUUGUUUUUUUAUUCUUUUCCAUUAUUUAUAACAAAUCUGCCACCAUCAGCAAAGGAGAUUGAAUAUUCCCAGAUGUUGAAUAUUCAAGGUCCUUAUAUAUCUUGUCAAGCACCCACUUUGUGGUACCUCCAGAACCUGACGAGGCGACACGUCGCGUUUGUGGAUUUAACUCGAGCAGAAAAAACAUCCUUCCACUAUCAGAGCAAUACAAAAGGAAAAAAUCCACAAACGUCUCACUUUCAGGUAUUCUACUUCCCUCUUAUUCGAAUGAGACGUUAUGAUGGACACACACACACACACACACACACACACACACACACACACACACACACACACA